CUUUACUUCCUUAUAGCUGUGGCCCAGUAAAAUUCACAAAUGGCAGAUGUACUCCAAGAUCGGGAACGUGAAAAAAAGAGAAGGCGACUACAGGAGGUUUUUAGAGGGCGGUUUACGGAGGAACAGGCUAGAAGGCUUUUAGAAUAUCAUGAAUGGAGUCUAGAACUCACAGUGAACUUCUUAUUUACAGCAAACCAAGAGGAAGUUAGGAGAGUUUCCCAAAGCGACGACGAAGGGUGGCAGAUCGUUUUGAACAACAGGGUUUGGCGGGAGCUUGCCAGACAGGCGCAGAUACCGGAUAUUGACAUUCGACAGUUUGCAUGCCAAAUCUGUAACAGCGUAUGGUGGCGCCGUGUUCCGGGAAGAAAACCUGUUUCUAAAUGUCAUCGAUGUAAGAAAAAAUAUGACGCGAUACCCAGAGAACGGGAAUGGGGUGUAGCACAAUUUGAAUGUGACCAAUGUGGAAAUGUCUUUAUAGGAUUUGGACAAAUGAAUAAUAAUUUUAGCCCUUGUUAUGCUUGUGGAAAUAAAGUUGCACCUGCUAGAAUAUUUCCUAAAAGACGUAGUACUGGAGAAAGCAGAAGGCGAAGUACCCAUUCCUGUUAUGCCCACAACUGCUUUAACAGAGCAGGUGAUGUUCUACCUGGGAUAUGUGUUCAUCCUAGAUCGCAGUGUCCAAAAGUGGUCACACCCAGUGCUGGGUAUAAAACAAUGCACUUAAAAAGUAAUAGUGAAGAAUCUACAUUCCUUACUCAAGAUGACCUGGCAUCAUUUUUAUCAGGCAGCAGUCGUCCAAACCUUUCAGAUAUUGAGGAAGACAAUUAAUAGCACUCAUCUAACUGUAUUUUUCUUUUUGCUUUUAGCAAUUUUUUUUAGGUCAAC
Molecule: messenger RNA, 882 nt
Organism: Saccostrea cuccullata (small rock oyster)
Lineage: Eukaryota; Metazoa; Mollusca; Bivalvia; Ostreida; Ostreidae
Product: shiftless antiviral inhibitor of ribosomal frameshifting protein homolog
Exons: 9
Coding region: 40-825 (261 amino acids)
Biological process (GO): viral translational frameshifting; innate immune response
Molecular function (GO): ribosome binding; sequence-specific mRNA binding
Source: RefSeq, a predicted model, not a curated record